Molecule: messenger RNA, 1865 nt
Organism: Scheffersomyces coipomensis
Lineage: Eukaryota; Fungi; Ascomycota; Pichiomycetes; Serinales; Debaryomycetaceae
Gene: SAS10
Product: rRNA-processing protein
Exons: 1
Coding region: 113-1816 (567 amino acids)
Biological process (GO): maturation of SSU-rRNA from tricistronic rRNA transcript (SSU-rRNA, 5.8S rRNA, LSU-rRNA)
Cellular component (GO): small-subunit processome; nucleolus
Source: RefSeq, a predicted model, not a curated record
AGUUCCCAAAUAAUUUUUCACAGAAAAAAAAAUUAUGUGUAAUAUCAAAAGAGAUGAGUUAUUUUGAAGUGUAAUUUGAUUUCAACUAACUUUGCAUAAAUAUACUUCAACCAUGGCUAAAAGAGGAGGUAGAAGAAAGGCUGAACAAGAGGUUGAAUUGAAUGAAGUCGACUCUUUUCAUGCUAACCAAGAAAAGGUGCUUUUAGAUCAAGCAGGAGAGUAUGUUAGAGAUGAGGAAGAUAGUGAUGUCUUCUCUGAUGAAGAAGUGAUGGGAAUAGAUGAAGAAGUCAGUGGAAGUGACGAAGAUGAAGACGAAGAAGAAGAAAAUGAUGAAGACGAUGAUGGAUUAGACAUCGAUGAUGAAGAACAAGAAGGGGAAGAAGAAGAUGAAGAAAAAGGAUGGGGUGGAAGAAAGAAUUAUUAUGGUGGGGAUGAAGUUAGUGAUGAAGAAGAUGUUAGACAAAUGACUGAAGAAGCCUUAAAACAACAAAAGAGACACUUACAAGAAUUAGAACUCGAUGAUUAUAUUGAUGAAGAUAUGAUGGAAGAUUGGAAGAAAACCACUGAAGAAUUAGAUGAACAAUCUCAAGUAAAGACUCAAGUAAUAAUCAAUGAACAAAGUAAUUUGGAAUCUCUUGGUGAUGAAGAAAAGUUGAGUUUAUUAAAUCAAUCGUUCCCAGAAUUCAUACCGUUAAUCAAAGAAUUACAUCAACUUAAACCUAAAUUAAUAGACAUUCAAACCAAAAAAUCAAACAGUUUAUUACAAGUCAAAUCAGUAGCAUUAUCAGCAUAUUUAGCUGCCAUCACUUCAUACUUUGGAAUAUUUAUAGAGAAUUUAAAGAGUGGAGAAUCAUUCACAACCAUGAAAGACAGUCCAGUCAUGGAAACCAUAUUAAGUUCAAGAGAAAUUUGGAGACAAGCUAAUGAACUUCCAGAACAAGAAAUCGAUAUAAAUAUUGAUGAAGAUGGUGAUCUUUCAGCAGAUGACUACGCACAAGAACAAUAUGGUAUAGAAGAAGACGAUGAAGAAGAAGAAGAUUCGGAUGAUGAUGACGAAGAUGAAUUCGUUGAUGCACAAGAAACACAACAUGAAGAGUUCGAUAUAGAUAUAAAUCAAAAGAGAGAAAUUAAACGUUCUAGCAAGGGUAAAACUAGUGAUUUCUCUGAAGUUGCUCAACCUGAUGAUGUUGACUUGGAAGAAAAACAACGUCGUAAGAAGACCUUACGUUUCUAUACUUCUAAGAUUGAUCAAGCUUCAGCUAAGAACAAUGAAAGAUAUUCAGGUGAUUUAGAUUUACCAUAUAAAGAAAGAUUAUUCGAAAGACAACAAAGAUUAGUUGAAGAAGCAAGAAAGAGAGGUUUAGGGCAAGAUAAAGCUCAAUUAGGUGCUGAUUUAGAUGAUGCUGAUUUUGGAUCUGAUGAUGAAAGAUUAGCUACUUCGAUUAACACUGGUACUGAUGAUGCCUAUUAUCAAUCACUUAAAGAAUCAAAAUCUGCUAAGAAAGAUUCUCGUCGUAAAGCUCAUGAUGAAGCUGUCAAGGCUGCCAAAGAAGGUAAAUUGGCUGAAUUACAAGAAUCAUUGGGUGAAAAUGGUAAGAGAGCCAUUAAUUAUCAAAUUCUUAAGAAUAAAGGUCUUACACCUCAUAGAAAGAAGGAAUUCAGAAACUCAAGAGUUAAAAAGAGAAUGCAAUAUGAGAAAGCUCAAAAGAAACUUAAAUCUGUUAGACAAGUUUAUGACGCAAGUAAGAAAGGACCAUAUCAAGGUGAAACUACAGGUAUUAAGAAAGGUUUAUCAAGAUCUGUUAAAUUCAGUUAGACUAAUUGUAAAUAAUUUUUUAAAGGUAUGAUUAUCUUUUAUUUUGUAA